AUGAGCGAGAAAUAUUUGUUUUCGCGAUUAAGUAACCAGAGCUAUCCCGUCCGGAAGAAGCGCAUGGCGAUGCUUCUCAAGCGCGAAGAUUUAUGGUCGGUCGUGUCGGAACCAAAGCCGGAACCGGCAACGGACGGGUGGCUGAAACGUGACCAGAAGGCGCUAGCUACUAUCGUUCUGUACGUCGAAGAUUGUCAGCUGAAUUUAGUGCGGGAUGCAGUUACAGCGACGGAGGUGUGGAAAGUGCUCCAGGAUUUCCACGAGAAAGUGACGGUGACGUCGCGGGUGGCACUGCUGAGGCGGAUUUGCAGUCUCAACAUGGCUGAGGGAGGAGACAUCGAGAAACAUCUCAAGAUUGCGAUGAUCUAUCGCAGUCUCCCUGAAUCGUACGGAGGUCUGAUAACGGCAUUGGAAAGCAGACCCGAUGCUGACCAGACGCUGCAGCUGAUCAAACAGAAGCUUCUCGACGAGCACCAGCGAUGCGAAGAACGAUCAGAGGACGUUUCGGAGAAAGCCAUGAAGACACCGAACACAAAGUGA
Molecule: messenger RNA, 540 nt
Organism: Aedes albopictus (Asian tiger mosquito)
Lineage: Eukaryota; Metazoa; Arthropoda; Insecta; Diptera; Culicidae
Exons: 1
Coding region: 1-540 (179 amino acids)
Source: RefSeq, a predicted model, not a curated record